GAGUAUUCCGAAUGAUUCUGUCAAAAUGGCAACAACAAGGUGCUUUGGACGACUGCUCCGGCAAUUUACUAAAGUUCCACGUCCCUUGCGAAAUUUCAGAAGCAUACAUUCAGCUGCUGUUUUGAGAACUUCAGAAAAUGAUCGACCUAAUUUUCCUGGGUCUAGAUCAAAAUUUAUGCACAAAUGUGAGUUCCUUGUCCCAGAAAAUGAAGAGGGCAUCCCUGUCUACAGAGUAAUGCAAAAUGGAGAAAUCAUUGCAGAAUCAGAGGAUCCAAAACUGGAUAAAGACACCAUUGUGAAGAUGUACAAAGAUAUGACAUUGUUGAACACAAUGGAUCACAUUCUGUAUGAAUCACAAAGACAAGGAAGAAUUUCAUUUUAUAUGACAAAUUAUGGAGAAGAAGGAACUCACAUGGGAUCAGCCGCAGCUCUCGACCCCAAAGACUUGGUGUUUGGACAGUACAGAGAGGCAGGUGUGUUGAUGUGGAGGGGGUUUACAUUGGACCAAUUCAUGGAUCAGUGCUAUGGUAACAUGCUUGAUAAGGGCAAAGGUCGUCAGAUGCCAGUACAUUAUGGUUCCCGUGAUCUUAGUUUUGUUACAAUUUCGUCUCCAUUGGCAACUCAGAUGCCACAAGCUGCAGGAGCUGCCUACGCUUUGAAGCGUGCCAAGACUGGGUUGUGUGUGAUUUGUUACUUUGGUGAAGGAGCUGCUUCUGAGGGUGAUGCCCAUGCAGCGCUCAACUUUGCUGCAACACUAGACUGCCCUGUGAUCUUUUUCUGUCGGAACAAUGGAUAUGCCAUCUCUACCCCUGUGGAGGACCAGUAUAGAGGAGAUGGAAUAGCAUCUCGUGGAACUGGUUAUGGUAUGACGACAAUCAGAGUGGAUGGAAAUGAUGUGUUUGCUGUGUACAAUGCCACCAAGGCUGCCAGAGAGAUCUGUAUAAAUGAAAAUAAACCUGUUCUCAUAGAGGCCAUGACAUAUAGGGUUGGUCACCAUAGUACCUCUGAUGAUAGCUCCAUGUACCGCCAGCUUAACGAAGUUCAGUCAUUUGAUGUACAAAGUCCAAUCCUUCGACUGCGACAGUAUCUCGACAAACAGGGCUGGUGGGAUGAUAACCAGGAAAACCAGUGGAAAGAACAGUCCAAAAAAGAUAUAAUGGAAGCAUUUGCCAGAGCAGAAAAAAGGAAACGGCCAAAUCCAGAGUUUUUGUUCACCGAUGUUUAUGAUGAUGUACCCCUUCACUUACAAAAACAAAUGGACGACAUGAAAAAACAUGUGGCAAAAUACCCACAACAUUAUCCAACAGAUGCUCAUGAUAAAAUGAGUUCAUGAUUUUGAGAUUGUAUUUUAAUGUUUGGUGUCAGCCUUGAGACUCUCCAGUGCUGAAACUUUCUGUUGCAUUCAUUGUAAGCUAGGAAGCAGGACUCCAAAGCAGCACUAAUAAACUCGAGAUUUAAUUAUUUAUACCAGAGACUAUACAUACUCAUAACCAGUUAAAUGGAGAAUUUAAUAUAGAUCUGAUGUGUAAGGAUAUAACAUGGAGAAUUAAAUGUGUGAGGAUAGAAAUACAA
Pecten maximus is the source of this 1572-nucleotide messenger RNA. Its product is annotated as 2-oxoisovalerate dehydrogenase subunit alpha, mitochondrial-like. The transcript has 9 exons. Gene Ontology annotation, biological process: branched-chain amino acid catabolic process. Bases 26 to 1333 code for a protein of 435 amino acids. The record is from RefSeq and is a predicted model, not a curated record. Gene Ontology annotation, molecular function: oxidoreductase activity, acting on the aldehyde or oxo group of donors, disulfide as acceptor. Lineage: Eukaryota; Metazoa; Mollusca; Bivalvia; Pectinida; Pectinidae.